AUGUCUAUGAUUUCAGCUUUCUAUAGUGGCAAGUCCAUUCUCAUCACGGGGGCCACAGGCUUCAUGGGCAAAGUGUUGAUGGAGAAGCUGUUACGCACCAGCCCAAAUCUGAAAACCAUUUACAUCCUUGUAAGACCCAAGGCUGGCCAGACCCUGCAGGAGAGGGUGUCACAGAUCUUAAACAGUAAGUUGUUUGAAAAAGUCAAAGAAACUUGCCCCAACGUGCACGAGAAGAUCAGGGCUAUUUACGCAGAUCUCAGUAAGAGUGACUUAGCCAUUAGCAAGGAGGACCUGCAAGAGCUUCUAUCCUGUACAAAUAUUAUCUUCCACUGUGCUGCCACUGUGCGCUUUGAUGUCCAUCUGAGAUAUGCUGUACAGCUGAAUGUCAUUGCUACCCAGCAGCUCUUGCUUAUGGCCAAUCAGAUGACAAAACUGGAAGCCUUCAUCCAUAUGUCUACAGCCUACUCAAAUUGUAACCUGAAACACAUUGAUGAAGUGAUCUAUGCCUGCCCUGUGGAGCCAAAAAAAAUCAUUGACUCUAUGGAGUGGCUAGAUGACUCUAUCAUUGAAGAGAUCACACCCAAGCUGAUUGGGGAUCUGCCCAAUACAUACGUCUACACCAAGGCCUUGGCAGAAAUGUUGCUCCAACAAGAGAAAGGGAACAUCAACAUGGCCAUCAUACGGCCCUCCAUCGUGGGAGCCAGCUGGCAGGAGCCCUUCCCCGGUUGGGUUGAUAACAUAAAUGGACCUACUGGACUUAUUAUUGCGACCGGGAAAGGUUUUCUUCGAUGCUUAAAAGCUACUCCCAAGGCCGUGGCCGAUUUAGUUCCCGUGGACACUGUGGUCAAUCUUACCUUAGCAGUAGGGUGGUACACAGCGCUUCACCGACCUAAAUCUCCGCUAAUCUACCACUGCACAUCUGGUACCAUCAAUCCUUGUAACUGGGGUAAAAUGGGAUUACAAAUCUUAGAAACUCUUCAAAAGAUUCCAUUUGAAAAAGCCUUCAGGCAGCCAAAUGCGAACUACACAAGCAACAAGUUGUUAAGCAAGUACUGGAAUGCAGUCAGUCACCGGGCUCCGGCCAUCCUGUACGACUUCUACCUGCAGCUCACAGGAAGGAAGCCCAAGAUGACAAAGCUCAUGAAUCGGCUCUUGAAAACCAUUGCCCUCACAGAGUAUUUCAUCAAUCAUAGUUGGGAAUGGAGUACAUACAAUACAGAAAUGCUAAUGUUUGAGCUGAGUCCCGAAGACCAAAAAAUAUUCAACUUUGAUAUGCGCCCACUGAAUUGGUUAGAAUACAUUGAAAAUUAUGUUUUGGGAAUUAAGAUGUACUUACUGAAAGAGGAUAUAGCUGCGAUCCCAGAAGCAAAGCAACACAACAAAAGGCUCCGAAAUAUUCACUACCUCCUGAAUACCGUCUUCUGCCUCAUCAUCUGGCGCUUUCUCAUUGCAAGAUCUCAGAUGGCUCGAAAUGUGUGGUUCUUCAUCGUGAGCUUGUGUUAUAAAUUCCUCUCCUACUUCCGGGCAUCCAGCACACUGAAGGUCUAA
Elephantulus edwardii (Cape elephant shrew) is the source of this 1548-nucleotide messenger RNA. It is a transcript of the gene FAR2, whose product is annotated as fatty acyl CoA reductase 2. The transcript is spliced from 11 exons. The coding region runs from base 1 to 1548 and encodes 515 amino acids. Gene Ontology annotation, biological process: long-chain fatty-acyl-CoA metabolic process. The record is from RefSeq and is a predicted model, not a curated record. NCBI's taxonomy places the organism in Eukaryota, Metazoa, Chordata, Mammalia, Macroscelidea, Macroscelididae. Gene Ontology annotation, cellular component: peroxisome. Gene Ontology annotation, molecular function: alcohol-forming very long-chain fatty acyl-CoA reductase (NADP+) activity.